AUGUCUAAAUUAUCAGAUGAAGCAAACGAAUAUAAGUAAGUUUUCUUUGAAAUAAAAACUAGAAUUUCAAGUCAUAAGGUAAUUUUUUUUUUAGAUUAACUUUAUCGGAGUUGAACAAUAAUAAUAAAACACAAAUCAACUUAUUGACAAUUUUGGCUGAUGAUUAUAAGAAAUGUGCUGCACAAAUUGUUGAUAUAAUUGCAGCCGCCUUAAUGACGGUAAGUUAUUUUAAAUACUCGAUUUAAAAAAAAUUAAUUCGCAAAACAAUUUCAGGCAAAUCCCCAGAAGAAGCUAGUGAUUAUGUAUGUGACAGAUUCAAUUUUGAAGAAUGUUAAAGGCGUUUAUAUUGAUCUUUUCAACAAACAAAUCAUUCCAAUGUUCUUGAACGCAUUCCAAGCUGUAAGUUUAUUUAUUUAACAUAAUUUCUUUUCUAUAAAAAACGAUUAUGAAUUUCAGGGAGAUGAAAAGAUCAGAACGAAAUUGUAUAGUUUGAAAUUGACAUGGGGAAUCAGUAAAAUAUUUCUUCCAUCGAAGUUAUAUCAACUGGAUAUUGCUGUAAGUUUAUUAAUCUCGAUAAAAAUUAUUCAUCUACCAAUUGUAUGUUGUUAAGGUCAACAAAAUCGAUGCGGCUUGGCCUGUUGCAAAUCCGAAGACUGGAGAAGUUUUGAAAAAUGAUCCAAAUGUUCGAACUCGUCCACCGCCUUCAACUCCACCAACACCAUCAGGAACUGGAAAUGCGAAAGUUUUUGUAAAUCGCAAAUUCAUUCAAAAUGACGCCAAAGUCCAACCGAACACGGUAUAUCUUUGCUAUUUUUAUAAUCUUUUAAUAUCAAAAUAUUUUUAUAUAUCUUUUGUCUUUUCAAAUGCAUUUUUUCUAUCAGAAAGAAAUCGGUUGAGGGAAAGGGUUUUUGAGAUGAACGAGAAUCUGAAAAAAAUAUUCAUGAAGCAAAAUGCGUUGGUCUGGAGAAGAAAAAAAAUAUUUGGUUCAGACUUGAAUAUGAAAAGUUUGUGCGAGCUGAAUUUAUCGAAGAUUUUAUUCUGCGGAAAAUUGGAAUUCAUGAAAUAAUGCCAAGAGAAAUAUUUCUCCUGCACAGAAAAAACGUUGAGAAAACAAAAAAUACCUAAUUAUUUUAUCUGUGACAAAAUAAAAAAUAGAGCGUUCAGAAAAGAAGAUUUUUGCUUUGAACUCUCUUAUUUUGCUGAUGUAAUAAUAUUCUGUAUGUUUUGUUUUCUUAGCGUUUUUAUCUGUAAGAGAAAUAUUUUUGUUACAUUUUAUUAUGAAAUAUUAACCAUGUUGGCUCAUUCAAAAUUUUUUUUAAAUCAUUCCGAAAACUCUGAACUGAUUAUUCCUACAACAUUUUUUGAAAUUCACAAAAAUUCUCCCUGAUCAAUUUCAGAUUUUUCAGAUUGUGCCUCCUCGUAAAAUUGAAGAGAAAGCAAUGAAUAAUUCGAAAGUGAAAAAGGAAAAUGCAUCAAUGGAUCCACUUGAUAAAUUAUUGCCUUCUUCUCGCGGAUCAAUGCCUCCACCAGUUGGACCAGCACCAAAAAGAAAAUCAGAUAAUCUUCCCACUCCAAUUCCACCAAAAAGAAAAAUUGGAGAAGCUGAUGAAGAUCUUCGAAAUCGUGAUAUGGAUUUGAGAAAACAGAAAGCUACGGUUGCAAAGCCGACGCAAGUUGCUGGAUCACAUGCAUUUGCUGUAACUCCUUCAUUGCCUGUUCCGAUUAAACAAGAAAUUGCUCCACCAGUUGCUCCACAGCCUCCAGUUGUAAGUUAUUUUUAUUUAAGAAAAUAUAUUUGAAUUCCAAUUAUCUCUGUUUUUCCAGAUAAUCUCAAGUGAUGAAGUGAAAUUGGAUGUUCCACAAAACAAUCGUAUUUUCGUUGAUGGAAAAGCGUAUGAAGUGAUGUUUAUUGAUGAUAUUGCUGUAAUCGAACGAGCUGGCGCACCACAUCGUAUUUUCUUUGCUGGUGAACCACGUCAUAUUGUUAUUGAUGGUGUUAUGCAUCCGAUAAGAUUUGGUGAAACUAAAAAGAUUGAUAUUGAUGGGACAAUUCAUAAUAUCAAAUUUGGAGCUCCAGGAAGAGAAUUGUAUUUGGGAUCUCAUCCAUUUAAAGCGCAAUUCGGUGGAACAGGUAUUGUUGCAACAAUCAAUGGAAUUAGGCAUGAAAUUCGAUUAACUGGAUCAGCACCUGAAGUUCGAAUUGAUCCUGAUCCAGCUUAUCAUUUGGCAAGAUUUAUGUUGAAAAUGAAAGAGCAAAAGACGAUUGAAAUCAAGGCUCCAAAACCAAAACCAAUUGAAGAUCCAUUCAAUUUGUUGAAGAAAUUGCAACGAAGCGGAUAUUUGAAACCAUCACAACCAAUUGAACCACCAAGGCCAAGAUUUACACCAAUUUCUACUGCACCAAUUGUUAGUCCAACUACAAUUGCGACAAUUGAGAAGGAGCGAAAAGCUGUUGCACCAUCUUUGAAGGAGUUUAGAGAAAGAGAUUUCAAAAUGUAAGUUUCAAGGGUAUAUAAAAUUGAAUAUUCAGCUUCUCCUUUCAAAAAAUUCCUCUAAUUACCCCAUUUUUUCCAGCCGAUACGAUAAUGUCAUCAAAAAUCUCUUGAAAAAACGCGAAAAUUCUUGUCAAUAUUGCGGAAUGCGAAUGGACGGAAUUUCGGUUCGAAGUAAAGCAUGGACAGAUCACAUGGAUUGGCAUGUUAAACUAAAUCUGGCCAAACAAGACACAUCAAAACAUCGAUUAUGGUAUCCAACGCCACAAAAUUGGCCACUUCCAAAAUCUGCACGAAUCGAGGCUGAACAACAAAGUUCGACGAAUGAAAAUGAAUCGGAAGAGGAGAAACCGUCGACUGUUGCUGGAGUUGUUUCCGAGGGACAGAAAGUAAGUUUUGAUUUAUUUUUUGAUUAAGAACAAUAGAUAAUUGUUGUGUUUAGGAUUGUGCGAUUUGUCAUGAAAAAUUCGAAGAGUAUUACGAUCAUGAUGAGGAAACCUGGAGAUUGAAGAAUACUGUGAUAAUUAAUGGAAAGGUUGGUUUUUGAUAGUUUUAAGGGUGAAAAUGAAUUCUAAAAAUUUCUGAAAUUCUGUUUUUCUGAAUUUUCAAAUUGGAAUGUUUUAAACUAAAAACUGAACUGAAAAAGUUUUGUUAUAUAUUCAAAAUAUUUCCAAAUAAAUUAUCUUCCCAAUUUUCAACAAAAAUUCAAUAUUGAAUUUCAGGUUGUCCACGUGACAUGUUCAUCCGAUGCCUCAUUAAUGGAAACACCAACUCCAACAUCAGCCCCAACUUCUAUGGAUUUUCCAAUCUCAAAAAUGGAUAUUAAGUCUGAAAUGUUGUUAGAAGAUGAUUCAUCAACAGAAGUUAAACCUAUUGUUGAACAAAAAUCUAUUUAUAGUAUUUGA
Messenger RNA from Caenorhabditis angaria, 3397 nucleotides. The record is from the annotation of a GenBank genome assembly. NCBI's taxonomy places the organism in Eukaryota, Metazoa, Nematoda, Chromadorea, Rhabditida, Rhabditidae.